Molecule: messenger RNA, 2270 nt
Organism: Camponotus floridanus (Florida carpenter ant)
Lineage: Eukaryota; Metazoa; Arthropoda; Insecta; Hymenoptera; Formicidae
Product: facilitated trehalose transporter Tret1
Exons: 4
Coding region: 25-1359 (444 amino acids)
Biological process (GO): transmembrane transport
Cellular component (GO): membrane
Molecular function (GO): transmembrane transporter activity
Source: RefSeq, a predicted model, not a curated record
CAUGGAAACAAUUAUAUUGUGAAAAUGAAGAAAAUAUAUUUUGCUGCUGUAGCAGGAAACCUGGGCAUGCUGUCAAUCGGUCAAUUUUUGGGUUGGCCAUCACCAUCCUUGCCUAAAUUAAUGGAAGAUAAUAAUGUCAAACAUUCCAUUCAUUUAACUGCGGACGAGGCCUCUUGGGUGGCAUCUUUACUUAUGCUCGGCGCAAUUGCAGGUGCCAUUACUUGUGGACUUAUGGUGAAUUUCAUUGGUAGAAAAAAUACCAUGUUAUUUACGGCUGUGCCUUCGAUAAUUAGCUGGUUGAUAAUAGCUUUUGCAACGUCACCAUGGGAGCUAUACAUAGCAAGAUUCAUGUCUGGUAUAAGUACAGGCAUUGGUUUUUCAGUCAUGCCAAUAUAUUUGGGUGAAAUUUCACCAGCAAAUAUCCGCGGUAAUUUGACAUCCAUGAUAGGAAUGGCUUCGAAAUUUGGCACUUUAAUAGCAUACGUAGUAGCCCCAUUUAUAUCGGUGCAAAAUUUCGCCCUCAUAUCUUUGACAAGCCCGUGUUUGUUUGUGAUUAUAUUCAUCUGGGUACCAGAAUCCCCAUAUUAUUUUUUGCGCCGCAACGACAAGCAAAAAGCCAUAAAUUCGUUUGUUCAGUUGAGAGGUAAAGAGAAUAUUCACGAAGAAAUAGAAAAUAUCGAGCGAUCCGUGAAAACUGAUUUGACUAAUAAAAGUGAUUUUCGAGAACUCUUAUUUGCAUCGAGAAAUCGCAGAGCUUUGAUGAUAUUGUUGGGUUUGAACGGGGUUGUGCAAAUGAGCGGUGCUCAAGCUGUGAUACAAUAUGCUCAAAUAAUCCUGGACCAAGCGCACACUAAUCUGGAAGGCAAAUACUUAACUAUGAUUUUAGGUGCCAUACAAGUGAUUUUUGGGACCAUCUCUAUGUUUCUUAGCGAUCGCAUUGGCAGGAAGCCGCUGCUAGUGAUCUCGACCAUUGGUGCAGCAUUCUCGACUGCUAUAGUUGCAACAUAUUUCAAUUUGCAAUACAAUUAUAUAAAUACCAGCAAUUGGUUGCCCACUAUUGGCAUAACUAUUUACGUAAUCAUGUAUUGUUCGGGUUUGGCUCCUGUGACUCUCACCAUAACCAGCGAACUGUUUUCCAUAAAUGUGAAGGCUCUUGGUAGCACGAUAGUUACAAUAAUACUCAAUUUGUGGGCUUUUAUUGUGUCAAAAUUAUACCUGAUCAUAGCUAAUAAAUACGGUACACACGUACCGUUUUGGACAUUCACUGCGUGCAGUCUCGCUGGUACUUUAUUCGUGCUUUCUUAUGUACCUGAGACCAAAAAUAAAACUCUGGAACAGAUACAAAUGGAUCAAAAAUAGGAUGGUUAUAUGGUGAUUUUCUUUCGACGAGUUUGUAAAGAGUAUCCGCAAAAAUAUCUGUUUUUUCGCCCGUUCCGUGAUCCUCAGAUUGAAUCGAAUUGUGGUCUAAAUGAUAGCUUAUGAUGAUAUAUUAAUUUGCGAAAAAUUUCAAAUUGAGCAUAAAAAUAUUUCGGAAAUAUGACGAGUGAAAGUGUCGUAAUCUAUAAGCGAAUCUACGGUACAGAAUAAAUGAGAAUAUUAUGUUGAUUCAAAGUUAGAGAAAUAUGCGUGUUUAUGAUUCAAAAUCUCAUUGGCCAUACUUAUCGGAGUUGAAGGGCUUGAAAUUUUUGGACAAUUUCAAAAAUAUUGGCUUAGAAACUGUAGGAUAACGAGUUUGUUAUUGAAGAGUUUAUUAUCAAAUAUCGUUAUCUGAACGCCUUAUACUGAUAUUUCUUGUUAGACGUGCUUUCAUAGUUUACUUAACUUUUUACUGUACAUGGAACUGAACAAAGAUGCGUAAGAACUGUUUAUAAUUUAAUUUUUUUAAUUUGGUUUUCUGUUUCUAAAUCCGAGAUUGCAAAAUAAUCUUGUUAUUCAUAAAUUUGUUUAAACAAAUUAUUGUACAAUUACAGUUUUUUUAAGAAAUAAUUCCUGUUACGGAUUCCAUGAGAAAAUUGAACUGAUGAAAGUUUACAUGGCAUUUUCAUCUAUCACAUCUGUUGGAUUCGUUUACCGAUUUCGACAAUUUUGUUUUUUCAUAUCUCUGAAACCAUUCCUAUGUUCUUGAAAUUUUUCCCAAAUUAAUAUACCAUCAGAAGCUAUUAUUUAGAUUUAGAUCACAAUUUGAUUCAAUAAGUGAAGAUCACUGAACGAGCGAAAUUUGCGGAUGCUCUUUAUUAAAGUAAAAUCACUUUCGAAGUUGGACACGCAGU